AUGACUGCAGCCGCAGCAUCGGUCAUCCAAGUGGGGGCGUCAGAUGGAGGGCUGUCGUCUUGCCUGUCCAUCUCCCGGGUCAAGACCGAACUCAUUACAUACAUGAAAGACAAGUUGAGCAUGGAAUCGCUUCAGGAUUUCUUUCUCUACGUUGCCAAAGAUGCUUGGGAAAGCGAGUUGGAAAAGAAGGUCAUUGAUCCUGCGGUCACAGCGACGGUGAUCACCGAGGCCAUGAAACCUAGUCAGCUGGCUCGGGUACGCUUGGCGUGGCAAAGCGCCCGCAAGGUGUUGGAAGUUGCAGAUCUCCAACCAGCAUCCAGUUCCCAGGAUGAACCUCUGCCGGACAAUAUCCGCCAGAUGCUUGAUCAAAAGUGGAAAUCGAAAUACCCGGAUGUCCAGCUGGACCCUGCUCUCAUGGGGGCCUCUGCCAUCGUCCACAGGCUCUAUCGAGAGUGGGUUCAAGGUCAAGUCACAACUGUUCUUGAUUUGCAGAAAAUGCGCACAGCUUUGGCAGAGAGAUUCCAGGGAGAUAAAUUAUUGCUCUUGGUGAUGCCACCCUUACUGUCACGGAUCAUGGCACAGGGGGUGCACGUAGAGUCCAAGAGCACUCCGGGAACUAAGGUGAUGGCCAUGCCCUAUGGUCAGGCCCUUGCGUAUUCGGACACCGUCCUUCGCAAGAGCAUCGAAGUCCCGGAGGAGGCGCAGCUGGGGUGGAUGGUGAAGAAUGACCAGCUAACAAGAUCUCGCAUGGCGUCUCAUCAGCUUCAGGGAUGGCCACCGUGUGAAGCUCUGCAGAGGGCCCUAUCCGAGACGGUUGAGUGGGCAAUCAUUCCAACUUCAUCGUCUUCGCGUCUGCAAGGACCGGGCCACCGACCCCUUGAUCAACUUGAUCGCCCUGUGGCGGAGAAGAGAUCCUUGGACACUGCCCGAGAUACCUCGGCUCCGAAGCCGCCAAAGGGUGCGCCACCUGCGCGUGGGUGGGUGAGCAAUGCCCAGAUGGUUGGCACCUUUGUGACCGUAAGCUCUCCAAUGGCCGAGGGUGUGGAGGCAAACACAGGUACCCUCUUUGCGUGCUUGGCACUGGGGCUGCGCGUCUUUGCAGUGUCUAUAGAGCAGGAUCCAGAGGCAGCAGAGAGGGCGGCUCACAGCUUUCCCAACUUGGUCACCAUGCAGUACGUGGAGGCAGCUUUUCAUCCCACCCUGCCCACCCUUUACUUCUACGUGAGGGUAUGGCCGUGCUUGAUAGUGUCCUACUACAAGCUUGCUGGAGUCACGUGGAAGUGUCACUCCAGAUACGUUCUUCGGAUUCCGGCCUCCGGCGAGUCUCCAUUCGAACGG
Messenger RNA from Symbiodinium pilosum, 1338 nucleotides. NCBI's taxonomy places the organism in Eukaryota, Dinophyceae, Suessiales, Symbiodiniaceae. The record is from the annotation of a GenBank genome assembly.